Molecule: messenger RNA, 339 nt
Organism: Diversispora eburnea
Lineage: Eukaryota; Fungi; Glomeromycota; Glomeromycetes; Diversisporales; Diversisporaceae
Source: the annotation of a GenBank genome assembly
AUGUCACUCCCGGAUGAAGCUCUACGCAAGAUCCUGUUUGAAUUACAAAAUCGUCUUGUAGAAAAUACUAGGCAACUUAAUACAGUAAAAUCCCAAGUUCAAUUAAAAGAACGUGAAAAGCGUUUGGCUGAAAUUACCAAACGUGAAUUAUCAUCUUUGGAAAAUGAUACUAGGACAUAUAAAUCUGUGGACAUAAGAGAUUUGACUAAUGAACUUAGUAAUCGUGUUUCAAAAAUAGAUACAGACCUUAUUACCCUAGAUAAAUCAAGAAAAUAUUUAGAAAGAAAUAUUGAUGAAUCAUCAAAUGGUUUAAGAGAAAUUGUUGGUGCACGUCCUUGA